AUGCCUAGCGCUCAACAUCCGCAAGCGAAGUUCGAUCCGAUACCCCCAGAUCUUGAUCUACACUCCCUGGUAGACCACACACCAAAUUUCCGAUGGGCUCAGCGAGUAUCUCGAUCCCAAAUCCGCAGCCUGGGCCAGCAAGACUUCGAGAAGCUCGUUGCGAUACAUGUCAUAGCUGGUGGCAAGCCUCUCGUUAUUGAAGGAUGGGAUGCUGCUCUGCCCUCCUCGCUUUUCAGUGCGGGAUGGCUUGAGAAUGCUUAUGAUAAAAAACAGGAAAAUGUCCGCGACAUAUCCAACUCCUCUGACAUCCCCAUGACCACUGGGCACUAUCUACGGUCUAUGAAACAGCUCACCAAUCAGUGGACGCCGAAUACGUAUCGCGACGAGCGUCGACAACGACUCUAUCUUAAAGAUAUUGAUUGUCCAGUGGAGUGGCGUGACAUGUUGCAAAAGAUUAUACAUCCCAACCUCUUCUAUCUCAACGAAAAUGUCACCAGUAAAGGAGCCCCGGCCGGAGAUCUCAUGUCCAGUUUACCAGAGGAAAUGCGAGCCCAAAAUCUCAUGUGCUACAUAGGUCAUGAAGGGACCUACACACCAGCUCACCGGGAGAUGUGUGCAUCACUGGGGCAGAAUAUCAUGGUCGAGGCGUCUCGAGAUGAAAAUGGAGAGAAAAAAGGGAGCUCAGUUUGGUUCAUGACUGAGAGCAAAGACCGUGAAGUGGUUCGAGAGUACUUCCUGUCGAUGCUUGGCCAUGAUAUUGAGAUUGAGAAGCACUUCGCGCAAAUCAAUGCUUGGAAGAAGGCCCCAUUCGAUGUGACGAUGAAGGUCGCUUGGAACCGCACUACGGUAGAGACAUUGGAGCUUGCAUUACACGAAGCGCUGCCUAAGGCUCGAUUGGUGUGUCGGGAUGAGCAGUAUAAAAACAAAGCAAUCAUAUACUACACCCUCCAGAAAUACCAUGCGGAGCUCCGAAGCAUUGAAAAGAAAGCAGAGAUGAUGCAGAUGGACUUCAUGGGCUUUGGGCGAGACGUUUUUAGAAGCUCUCUGCGUGUGAAGCAGUUGGCCGCUGACUUCAAAAAACUGUUCCAGCUGUUUACCAAAAUUCUCAUCGAUGAGGUCUUUGCGUUCAAAGAGAAGGACAUCGAGUAUCUACCUUUCGACUCUUGUGUUACUUGCUCCUACUGCAGGUCCAACAUUUUCAAUCGGUUUCUUACCUGCAAGCAUUGUAUCAGGCCUUUAAUCAAUGGGGAAGAAGAUGCAUAUGACGUUUGUAUGGAAUGUUACGCAAUGGGACGAUCCUGCGCCUGCCUCUCUGGCCUUCAGUGGUGUGAGCAGUGGUCGUGGUCAGAACUGACUGAUAACUACGAAGCCUGGAAAGCGACAGUCAUCGCCAUUGAUGGCUACGUUGAUUUAGAAUCUUCUCCUCACCCGCUUGAGGUAGCUAGGCAGAAAGCAGGGAAGAAAUCCCUUGCUCAGAUUUGCCAAGAAGCUCUACGGCGGCGUCCUUGGAAAGACAUUACCAAGCCAGAGCGCGAAAAGACACCAAGUGACUCUGAGCAGGGCACUACGCAGCCAUACAUGCCAAAGAAUACAUCUCUUGGACAUGAUACUCGCCGGAUCGCCGAUGAUCGCAGCGUAGAAGCAUUAGUUGAUUUCCGAAUUCAUAACCUGUCCUGGUUGAAAGCCGCAGGGGAGGAAAGCCGCAGUAAAGACAGCAAGAGAAUGCAACUGCUACGGGAACAAGCGGACAACGCCAAAGCACAAGAUGCACUGACACACGCUCAAGCAGAGGCAGAGCCUAGGAUGCAAUCUAGCGCUGUUUUUACCGCACAGGCUACGGAAACUUCUGCCAUCAAUGGUUAUGGAGACCAAAGCCAAGUGCUGGGUCGAGAUGGAGGAACUUCGACAGAUUACUCGUUUGAUGUGGCCAAUAACCACACCCUUAACGUUGACGACGUGCCCCAGAAUGAUGCGGCCCCUACCGCAGCCAAUGCCAGAGAGCGAGAGGAUGUGGAUUCAUCCCAGUAUCCUGAUCCAUCAGUAUUCGCACGCCAGCGUAUAGGAAUGGGUUACUAUGAACAGGAUGACACUCCGGAUAAAAUUCUUUUUGAUCCAUACCAAGCGCCUUCCGCAGAUUCAAUGCAAGCUGAUGAACCAACUAUUCCAGAGUUUGUGAAGAAAACUAUUCGGGCAGCGAAGAGGAAGGCAAAGCGGGAGAAUGAAGAUCCCGAGUUCACAAUUCGUAAAAGUCACCACAAAAGACCCAAGCUCACGGCAGAGCCAUCCGAUUUUCUUGACAACAUGGAUCCAGCUCUUUUUGUAGAUGGGGGCUCGGCAGCAGCAGUCAAGCACACAACUGCCACUUCUCCCUUAGAUGGUGAUGCCCCUGCUAAAUCGUUAGCGGUUCAUCAUGAAGAGCCGGACAUAGUACCGGAGAUAUCUUUGCCUCGACCUUUUGACAUCAAUGAGCCAACUCUUCGACAUGCCAAGCCACGAGCAUCGUAUGUAGAGGUUGAUGAUCUGGAUAUAGACGAAUUAGAGGAAACCGAAGCGGCUUCUCUGCCGUCUCCGAAAGCGUUGGUGAGCUCAACGACGGCCGACGGUUCAUUAGCCGUGCAAACGACCAAGAAGGAACUGGAAUCGAGCAACCCCGAAGUUCAACACCCGGAUGGAGCAUUUCAGGAGACGGUCGGGGAUGUAAUUCCAAAGAAACGCGGUCGCCCCCCAAGGAAUAUGCAAAAGACAGCAUCGCCAGUGACUACAGAGAUUAUACCGCCGCCGCCGCCACCACCACAACUUGAUGGUGGGAGGAACAGACGAAGGCGGGGUCGUCCAAAGAAGUCGCUGUCUACGCUAGAAUUACUCGAAGAGGACUUGGCAGCAUCUCAUGAUGAAGAAACUCGGGGAACUGGAUCUCUAGCAGUGCAGGAAACGUCCCAUGAUGGAGAUAUCCGUCCCAUUGAGGGUUUCCAGCCACGACAUGAAGCAGUAGACCAAGCACCGAAAAAGAAGAGAGGUCGGCCCCGAAAAUCUGACAUUUCUACUCGAGGUGAAUUCUCGCUGAAUGUGAUCUUGCCGAUGAAUACUCGAUUCAUGUCUAUGGCCGAACGAAUGGCUCUUAAAGGGAAGUCAUUCAAAAUUGGCACACGGAAAUCACGGAAUGUCUCAAAGGCGGAGCAAAACAAGGAACACCUCACCGAGUCUAAGACAUCGAAGAGGAGCUCUCAAGUAGCAGACGCUUCUGAAGAAGACGAAGGGGAGGGCAACAGUGACCAAGGGCGCAUUGGCAGAAGCAUCAAGGUCAAUGAGACGAUGAUGCGUUUCCGGUCCAGCAGCUCCAAGAAAUCUACGGACGACGAAGACAUACCGUCGAACGGGCGUGUAGCUAAACGUAUUGGACGGUGA
Molecule: messenger RNA, 3405 nt
Organism: Trichoderma breve
Lineage: Eukaryota; Fungi; Ascomycota; Sordariomycetes; Hypocreales; Hypocreaceae
Exons: 6
Coding region: 1-3405 (1134 amino acids)
Molecular function (GO): DNA binding
Source: RefSeq, a predicted model, not a curated record